This is a messenger RNA of Salvelinus namaycush (lake trout), 449 nucleotides long. Its product is annotated as protein TASOR-like. The transcript has 4 exons. NCBI's taxonomy places the organism in Eukaryota, Metazoa, Chordata, Actinopteri, Salmoniformes, Salmonidae. The coding region runs from base 1 to 432 and encodes 143 amino acids. Gene Ontology annotation, cellular component: nucleoplasm. Gene Ontology annotation, biological process: negative regulation of gene expression, epigenetic. The record is from RefSeq and is a predicted model, not a curated record.
AUGUUCUUGUUUAACUCAGGUGUGUACGUGUCCAAGUACUCGGACUGCCUGGACUUAAACCGCUGGUACCACGGGAAGUCUGGGUACAUCGCCAUCAUCAAGCUCACCAAGGGCAGGGUCAGAGAGGUGACUGAGAACUACACAGUAAACUACACCUCUCCCUCUAAUGAGUUUGACUGUCAUGUAUCAGAGCAGCUCAGUUCUGUAUCAGCCAACACCAGCUCCUUCCUGGCCUUCGAGAGAACACAGUACUACAUGUAUGAGCUGCCUGUUGGAGGGGCAGUCCAGCCUCCCAGCCAUGUCUGCCCAUUCGCUAUCGUGGCUUUCUCCUAUUGGGAUACCAAGACAUCCGCAUCAGAGGAGCAGGAGAAAAGGUACACUUCCCUCUUUCCCCUCAUGGGGGUUUGUAACAAACGACAUUAUGCUCAAUAGAAAAUAUUAGGUGAAAA